ACAUAGUCAGACGAGUUGGUAUAAACAUGCAGACAAAGAAGAAAGGAACACGCAAGAAAAGAAAUGGGUAAAAGUUAAGCAAAGCAAAUCGAGAGAGAGAGAGAGAGAGAGAGAGAAUUGUGAUUUAACUGCGUAGUUUCUUUGAAAACCAAACGAAGGAAUAUGACUAGUUUAUGAUAUCAUCUCUGCUUCUGCUUGUUCAAGUUUUCAUAUUGCACACCAGGAAUCCUGUCGGUGGAAGACUUUUUCGUAUGUCAUGCAGAUGUGAAGUUCUAUGAUCAAACUCAUCUUCCUCGAGAUCUGAAGUGAAAGUGUAAACAAUGUCCCUAGUCAGGCCUGCAGAUCUAUCUGCCGCUUCGUACAGAAACCCCAAGCUUUACUCAUUGAAAGGAAGCAAUGAGAGCUCGGGCUUCUCAACCCAAACAUUUGGAUCCGACAAGCCUCGGACCGUGUCUGUAAGUGAUUCUUACAGCACCGAAAGUUAUGAGAAGUACUUCCUUGACUCCCCGAGUGAUUCAGGCAUCUCCAGAAAUUCAUGUAACCCGCAGGAUUUCUCCUCUUACAACCUCCGAGCUGCAUCAGUUACCACCUUGACCAACCAGAACCCUUGUACUACGUCUUCCAUGUCCAUGAGGCAUCGCGAUGCCUAUCAGUCCAAUUUUACAUCAGAUUACUUGGAAAGUCAAAGCCUCGAUCUAGGAGAUAUUGAUGAAAACACAAUGAGACUGAAGCUUCAAGAAUUGGAGAGGGCACUCCUUGAUGAUAAUGAUGGCGAAGAUGAUGAAGACAUGUUUGGUUCGGGCCAAAGCAUGGAAGUUGAUGGUGAAUGGAUUGACCCUGUCCAGAACGCACUACUCCAAGAUUCACCCAAAGAGUCAUCCUCAUCUGAUUCUAAUCUGAGCAGCAUCAGCAGCAAUAAAGAAAUAUCGCUGAUCUCACCUCGAACUCCCAGGAAGUUGCUUAUCGAUUGUGCUGGUGCUCUUUCAGAGGGAAACGUAGAGGAAGCCUCGAUCAUGAUGAAUGAGCUGCGUCAGAUGGUCUCAAUACAAGGAGAACCUUCCCAGAGGAUUGCAGCCUACAUGGUGGAAGGCCUUGCAGCACGGAUGGCUGCCUCGGGCAAAUUUAUUUAUAAAGCACUGAAAUGCAAAGAGCCCCCGUCUUCUGAUCGUCUAGCAGCCAUGCAAAUCCUAUUUGAGGUGUGCCCGUGUUUUAAAUUCGGGUUCAUGGCAGCAAAUGGGGCUAUCAUUGAAGCUUUCAAGAAUGAGAAGACAGUUCACAUAAUAGAUUUUGACAUAAACCAAGGGAGUCAAUACAUAACACUGAUACAAACAAUUGCCUCCAGGGCAAGUAAGCCACCCCAUUUGAGAUUAACUGGGGUUGAUGAUCCCGAGUCAGUUCAGCGUUCAGUUGGAGGCCUUAAAAUCAUUGGACAGAGGCUUGAGAAGCUGGCAGAAGCACUUGGUGUACCAUUCGAGUUUCAAGCAGUGGCCUCAAGGACUUCACUCGUCACUCCCUCAAUGUUGGACUGCAGGCCUGGGGAAGCACUUCUUGUGAAUUUUGCUUUCCAACUCCACCACAUGCCCGAUGAAAGUGUCUCGACAGUAAACCAGAGGGACCAGCUCCUUCGGAUGGUCAAGAGCAUGAAUCCAAAACUCGUGACAGUUGUGGAACAGGAUGUGAACACCAAUACUGCCCCUUUCUUCCCGAGAUUUAUAGAGGCUUACAAUUACUAUUCGGCCGUGUUUGAGUCACUGGAUGCUACUCUCCCAAGGGAUAGCCAGGACAGGACCAACGUUGAGAGGCAGUGCCUGGCACGGGACAUAGUAAACAUCAUUGCAUGUGAAGGAGAGGAGAGGAUAGAGCGCUAUGAGGUUGCCGGGAAAUGGAGAGCAAGGAUGACGAUGGCUGGUUUCACACCAUGUCCGAUGAGCACAAAUGUGGUUGAUGCAAUCAGGAAACUUAUCAAGCAAUAUUGUGACAGGUACAAGAUCAAGGAGGACAUGGGUGCACUUCAUUUUGGAUGGGAAGACAAGAACUUGAUUGUUGCUUCUGCUUGGAGGUGAAAGAAUCAUUUGACUCAACUAUAUGUUUCUUCUUCGGUUUUGUACUUUUAUUUUUGUGUGGGAUUAUAUGUAUGCCGAUAAUGUAAUCCGAACCAAAAAUAAGGACUUCUUCAGGGAACUGCUAAUCGCCUAACGUCAAUAGAUUUGGUUCAGCGCUUGUGAGAAUCUAUGCAUAAAGUUCAUCUUGUAAUCAUAUAUUAGUUUAUUCUAUAAUUCUAGUUUGCAUUUUGGUGUUA
Morus notabilis is the source of this 2299-nucleotide messenger RNA. Its product is annotated as scarecrow-like protein 1. Gene Ontology annotation, biological process: regulation of DNA-templated transcription. Gene Ontology annotation, molecular function: DNA-binding transcription factor activity; sequence-specific DNA binding. The transcript has 4 exons. Gene Ontology annotation, cellular component: nucleus. Lineage: Eukaryota; Viridiplantae; Streptophyta; Magnoliopsida; Rosales; Moraceae. The record is from RefSeq and is a predicted model, not a curated record. Bases 321 to 2063 code for a protein of 580 amino acids.